AUGGGAACGAAGCACCACCACUCCUCUGAUCCGACCGCCGACAGUAAACGGCGACGCUGUUCUGCUUUCUCCAAAAUUGAUGCUGGAAUCGAACCGAAAGAGUGCAUCAAAGUUUAUCUGGGUACUCUGUGUUGUUGCCUUAUUUCUUAUAUUUUUCUGUCUACUCUUUUCAUUUACUUUUUCUUCACGGUGUUUGCCUGCUCAUUUCACUACUCUUUGGAAACUUCUCAUGUUAUGGAUAAUCACGUAGAAACUUCACGGUAUGAGAUACUGUAUGUUCAAGUGGAUAUGCCUUAUUUGGGGAAUGUCUUCUUAUCUGGAAAAGAUGAAGUGGAUUCUCCAAACAGUUUCCAAGUUGAACCGAUUGACCUAAAUCCGUUUUUUGAAGAGGAUGGGAAGAUAUAUGGUUACCAGGGUCUGAAGAUCACUGUUUGGCUUAGCAGCAUAUCAUUCCAUGCAUAUGCUGAUAUUUCUUUUGAGAGCACAUCAGAUGGUGGCAAGGGAAUAACCGACCUGAAGUCAUCUCUUCAGAAUAUUUUUGCUGAGAAUCUUGUUGAGAGCAAAGAUGACUUUCUUCAGACAUUUUCAAGCGAAUGCCACUAUGUGAAGUAUCGGAAGGGCUACGGCAUCUGCCUCCUGAAAACGCUCAACAGCAUUGCAAUUGCUGAUGACGUCUAUGAUGUCACAAUGGAAGAGCCAGUGGAGUCCCUCCAACACGUGAGGACAUGCAUCGACGUGCAGCGCCUUUUGGCUUUCGACCCAAUCCACGAAGCCCUCGACUCAGUCGUCUCACGCCUCAAACACGAGAACCUCUCCAAGAAAAGCCAGCCGUGCAGCAAGUGGGGCCCACCGGCAAAGAGUGUAAUCGAGGACGUGCGUAAAAAUUUGAAAAUCAACAAGAGACAGUUUUUGCAGUGCUGGGAGAUACUGAUCUAUCUUGGCCUAGAUGACUGCAUCGAGAAAUACAUGGAGAAUUACAAGGCCGUAAUUUUGUUUCGCAUGAAAGUGGAUGUUGUGGGGAAAGAAUCUGGAGGGAAGCGUUUGGUUGAUAUCCCGACUGAGUUUGAUGGGGAUAUGUCGUUCGCGAUGUUUAAGUGUCAUGAGGAUGGGGAGUGUGCAGUUGCUAUUGAGAAGGAUGAGGGUAAUCAGGAAGAGCAGCUGAAGCAGUUGGUGGAUGAGAGAAUGAAAGAGAUUAAGUCGGUUGCUGAGAAAGCCUAUCCCUCAGGAAGGGCUUCCUGCGCUUAUGGCGGAACCGAGACCGCACACAAGUCACGAGAUCUUCAAAUUCGUCUAAUCGAGAUGUUGUUCAACAUAAACGACGCCAUUGACAGCCGGGUUGUUGAUUAA
Molecule: messenger RNA, 1347 nt
Organism: Striga asiatica
Lineage: Eukaryota; Viridiplantae; Streptophyta; Magnoliopsida; Lamiales; Orobanchaceae
Source: the annotation of a GenBank genome assembly